Molecule: messenger RNA, 3122 nt
Organism: Helianthus annuus (common sunflower)
Lineage: Eukaryota; Viridiplantae; Streptophyta; Magnoliopsida; Asterales; Asteraceae
Product: probable helicase MAGATAMA 3
Exons: 21
Coding region: 496-2946 (816 amino acids)
Molecular function (GO): helicase activity
Source: RefSeq, a predicted model, not a curated record
CUGUUGGGCCCGGUUCUGAGGUGUGUUAGAAAUAGUGGUUGUGGGCGGCAGGUUUGCAAACCAGCGAGGGAAAUCAAGUGAUAGUCGAGAAUUGACCGGUUUAAACGGUUGCCUGCCAUUGAUGCAGCCGGUAGUUACGAAAACCAAGUGACGGCAUUAUUUUAGGUUUACAAAAUUAUUUGUUAAAAAGUUAUAAAUUUAUUUUGAUUUAAAACCCUUGGGGCCUAAAACCCUAUGGUGGUGUUUGGCUUUUUGAGAAUUCACGAUUUCUCGGUUCUCAAACCCCAAAAGUCCUGAACAAAAUCCCCAUUAAACCCCUCCACAACUACCAGAGACGUCUGUUCAUCAAGCAAGCGACACAGCAGCUUACCAGCGACAUCGCGCCCUUCUUCUUCCACACUCCAACAGCGACAUCAGGUCCUUCUUCUUCUUCUUCCACGGCGGCCCUUCUUCUUCCACACUCCAACAGGUCGCAUUUACAAUCUAAAGGGUUCAAUGGCUAUAGAAAGAAAUCUAAUCGAAGAAGAAGGAUGCCUGCAUCGAUUCUACAGAAUUGUUCUUGGUUGGGACUACUAUCGUCUCCUCACAGAAUACUCUAAAGAUGGCAAAAGUAGUGUAAAAGAAAAGGAUUUGGGACUGAAACAGGUGAAGGAGACGUAUAAAGAUGUUGAUGAUUAUCUUGCUACGUUUGAGCCUCUUUUGUUUGAAGAAGUUAAAGCUCAGAUCAGACAAAGAAAAGAUGCGGAAGAAGGAGUUGAAAGCACUUGCAAUGGAACGGAAUGGAAGAUGGGUGUUGUAGUUCAAUGUCAUGAAACCGACGGGUUUCACUUAAUAGAAUUAUUCGGUGAAGACUGGAGUUUCGUAUCACAAAACGACCUGUUGCUACUAUCAAAUGAGAAGUUUGAAGUUGAUAAGCUUUCCACCGCUUACGCAUUUGCAUUGGUUGAGCAUCGCUUGCCAGAUAAGCUUAGACUCAGAUUGCACUUAGACGGAGAAAUAAAAAGAGUACAUACAAAUAAGGUCACUACCUCAAAAAGUCUUUCAAAAGUGCGUUCUCGUAUUACAGAACAAAAGUCGUGGUACAUACAGAAGAUCUGCAGUUUAUCAACCAUAGCUCGCGAAUAUGUUGCUAUGCGUUCAAUUAGCUUCUUGCCUUACAAAGACGUGAUUCUAAAAGCCGCUGAUAGCAUUCACAAUUCCGAAGAUGAAGCCUGGAAAAUUUCUAAGCCUCUUAUGGAAUAUAUCCAAACGAACCACAAUUCUACACAGCUGGAAGCUAUACGUGCAGGUCUUUCACGCAGAAAAUUUGUCCUGAUUCAGGGUCCACCUGGAACCGGAAAAACACAAACAAUUCUCGGGCUUCUUAGUGCCAUACUACACGCGACUCCCGCUCGCAUACAAAAUAAGGGUAAAAUAAGUGAAAUAAAACGUGGGCCAGAUCUACACAUUGAAGACAAAAAAAAGCAAUGGGCAAAAGCUUCUCCAUGGCUAACUGGAAUUAAUCCUCGAGAUGCAAAGAUGCCUGUAGAUGGUGAUGAUGGUUUUUUUCCCACUACUGGCAAUGAUCUAAAACCAGAAGUCGUUAAUUCCAACCGUAAAUACCGCGUGCGUGUUUUGGUGUGUGCUCCAUCAAACUCUGCACUUGACGAGAUUGUGUUGCGACUUUUAAGCACCGGCAUUCGUGAUGAAAAUGAUCAUGCUUACGCUCCUAAAAUUGUUCGGAUCGGUCUCAAGGCACAUCAUUCUGUUCAGGCUGUAUCUAUGGAUUAUUUGGUGGAACAAAAACUUGCAGGCAUGGAUUUCCAAACAGCUGACAAGCAAAAGCAAGGUGGUGGUGCAAGGGACAGAGACACUAUUCGUGCUUCAAUCAUGGAUGAGUCAGCAAUCGUUUUUUCCACUCUUAGUUUCAGUGGUUCAAGUCUUUUCACUAAACUUAACCGCAGUUUUGACAUCGUUGUCAUUGAUGAAGCUGCUCAAGCAGUGGAACCAGCAACACUAGUCCCCUUAGCCAGUGGAUGCAAACAAGUAUUUCUGGUUGGUGAUCCUGUUCAGUUGCCAGCAACGGUUAUUUCUCCUGUUGCUGAGAAGUUUGGUUACAGCAUGAGCCUGUUUAAAAGGUUUCAAAAGGCAGGAUAUCCAGUGCAGAUGCUGAAGACACAAUACCGGAUGCAUCCCGAGAUACGAAGCUUCCCUUCAAAAGAAUUUUAUGAUGGAGAAUUGGAAGAUGGAUCGGAUGUUAAAGACAGGACGAAGCGUUUGUGGCAUAAAUACCGUUGUUUUGGACCGUUUUGCUUUUUCGAUAUACAUGAAGGGGAGGAAAAACAACCUGAUGGAAGCGGAUCGUGGGUAAACGAUGACGAGGUUGACUUUGUGUUGCUAAUGUAUCAUAAACUGGUCAGCAGUUAUCCAGAACUUAAGUCAAGUUCCCGACUUGCAAUAAUAUCACCUUACAGACAUCAAGUGAAGCAAUUUCGUAGAAAGUUUAUGGAAAAGUUUGGUGUCGAUUCAGAGAAAGUUGUGGAUAUUAACACUGUGGAUGGUUUUCAGGGCCGAGAGAAAGACGUUGCAAUCUUUUCAUGUGUUAGGGCGAGUAAAGAGAGAGGUAUCGGAUUCGUGGCUGAUUUCCGUCGAAUGAAUGUUGGUAUAACUAGAGCAAGAGCUUCCGUCCUGGUGGUUGGUUCAGCCGAUGCACUGAGAAAAGACGAGCACUGGAAAAACCUCAUCACAAGUGCAGAGGAAAGAAAUUGUCUCUUCAAGGUUUCGAAGCCCUACGCCGACUUCUUUAAUGACGACAGCCUUGCAUCAAUGAGAGUAGAGGAGGCUGUACCAGAUGCCCCUGAUGACGUGGACCCUCUUUAUGAUCUUCCCCCUGAAAUUGAUCAUGCUCCACCAGAUGAUGAUUAUGGAGAUGAUGCUGGGGGAGAUGAUGGGGGCAUGGAUGACUAAUAGUUUUAUUUUUCUGAUGACAUGGACCCAUGCCAAUUUUAUUUUUUCUGUUUAAUUAUAGUAAUUUUAUUUUCUUUUAUAUCUUUUAAAAUACAUAUCUAUUUUUUGUCUACACUUAACUAUAGACUUUAUUAAAAAAUUGUAGUAUUCAAUAUAAUAUAUUUUUAGCCUAGAAA